This is a messenger RNA of Penicillium cinerascens, 393 nucleotides long. Its product is annotated as U6 snRNA-associated Sm-like protein LSm4. The record is from RefSeq and is a predicted model, not a curated record. Gene Ontology annotation, cellular component: U6 snRNP; P-body; spliceosomal tri-snRNP complex. The transcript is spliced from 3 exons. Gene Ontology annotation, molecular function: U6 snRNA binding. Gene Ontology annotation, biological process: P-body assembly; nuclear-transcribed mRNA catabolic process; mRNA splicing, via spliceosome. The coding region runs from base 1 to 393 and encodes 130 amino acids. Lineage: Eukaryota; Fungi; Ascomycota; Eurotiomycetes; Eurotiales; Aspergillaceae.
AUGUUGCCCCUCGGCCUUCUUACGGCCGCGCAGGGUCACCCGAUGCUGGUGGAGCUCAAGAACGGCGAGACCCUGAACGGUCACCUUGUGACCUGCGACAACUGGAUGAACCUGAUUCUGCGCGAGGUUGUGCAGACAAGCCCCGAGGGCGAUAAGUUCUUCCGCCUGCCCGAAGUCUACAUUCGCGGCAACAACAUCAAAUACCUCCGAGUCCCCGAAGAGAUCAUUGAAAUCGUUAAGGAGCAGCAAGCAAACCAACCACAAGGCCGACGCGGUGGCCACAGAGACGGCGGGCGUGACCGAGGCCGCGGCGGUGGUCGUGGUGGACGUGGUCGGGGCCGGGGCCGGGGCCGGGGUGGUCCUGGCGGCGGCGGCGGUGGUGGCGGUGUAUGA